Molecule: messenger RNA, 1545 nt
Organism: Linum trigynum
Lineage: Eukaryota; Viridiplantae; Streptophyta; Magnoliopsida; Malpighiales; Linaceae
Source: the annotation of a GenBank genome assembly
AUGGAGGCACUUGUGACACUCUACCUCCUACCCACAACAAUCCUAUUCCUCACCGUCGCCAUCCCAGUCUUCUUCCUGAUUUCCUCGACGUCGAAAAAGCCUCGCAAAAACCUGCCGCCGAGCCCGCCGGCGCUCCCAUUCAUCGGCCACCUCCAUCUCCUCAAACCACCAGUCCACCGAGCUCUACAAAACCUCUCAAACAAGUACGGACCCAUUUACUCCCUCACCUUGGGAGUCCGAAACGCGAUCGUCGUUUCAUCCCCAUCCUUAGCCGAGGAAUGCCUCAACAAAAACGACGUCGUCUUCGCCAACCGCCCCGAAAAUUUCCUGGCGUGGGAAAUCCUCGGCUACAGCUACACCGUCAUGGGAUCCGCGCCGUACGGCCCCCACUGGCGCAACCUCCGCCGCAUCUCCGCCGUCGAGCUCCUCUCCACCGCCCGCCUCAACUCCUUCACCGAGGUCCGUCACGACGAGGUCCACCGCAUGGUCAGCGGCCUGGUCAACGAGGUCGGGUCGGGUUUCGCCAAGGUGGAGAUGCGGUCGAGGCUGGCGGGUCUCUCGAUGAACAUGUUGAUGCGGAUGGUGGCGGGGAAGAGAUACUUCGAGACAGAAGGCGGAGAAGGCGGCGAAGAAGGGGAGAAGUUCAAGGAAUUGAUAAGCGAUGUGUUUGAGCUGGCCGGCGGAACGGCGAAUCCGGCGGAUUUCUUGCCGGCGUUGAAGUGGGUUGAUUUCCGCCGGCUGGAGAAGAGGAUGCGUGGAGUUCACGCCAAGAUGGACGCUUUCUUCCAACGUUUGAUUGACGAGCAUCGGGGUAGUAAAGCGGCGGUGGAAGGUCAUGAUGACAGGCAGACGAUGAUCGAUACUAUGUUGUCUUUGCAAGAAUCUGAACCUGAAAUCUACACCGACGAAAUCAUCAAAGGCCACGUGAUGACAAUGAUACUAGCCGGUACAGACACAUCAGCGUCCACGAUAGAAUGGGCUAUGGCGCUUUUACUAAAUCACCCAGAGAUUCUCGACAGAGCAAGAGCUGAGAUAGACAAUAUUGUCGGCAAGGGCCGACUAGUAGAUGAAUCUGAUCACCCUAAACUUCCAUACAUUGAGUGCAUCAUCAAUGAGACGCUACGUCUAUAUCCCCCAGCACCAACCUUGGUGCCACACAAAUCCUCGGAGGAUUGCACAAUUGGAGGCUAUCACGUUCCUAAAGGAACAAUGUUAAUGGUCAAUGUGUGGGCUAUUCAAAGGGAUCCCACAGUAUGGGAAGAUCCUGCGCGGUUUUGGCCCGAGAGAUAUGAAGGAGAGGAGGUUGGACCCUACAAAUUGUUGCCAUUUGGUACGGGAAGAAGGUCUUGCCCUGGCGCGGGGCUUGCAAAUCGGGUAGUGAGCUUGGCUUUGAGUGCUUUGAUUCAAUGCUUUGAAUGGAGAAGAUCUAGUGAAGAGUUGUUGGAUAUGUCAGAAGGACAAGGGCUAACUAUGCCUAAGGUGAAGCCACUUGAUGCUUACUGUAAAACUCGAAAGUUUAUGAAUGAUAUUUGUGGUACACUAUGA